AUGAGGCCGUUCUCGAAGAACGAUCGUCGCCGAUGGUCGUUCGAUUCGAUUUCCGCCGGGAAAAACCCCGUCGGGAGUGAAUCUACUUCUCCAGGAACAGAAUAUUCCAACGGUGAAGAGUUCGUUGAGGUUACAAUCGAUCUACAAGACGACGAUACAAUCGUUCUCCGUAGCGUUGAGCCAGCAACCGCCAUUAAUGUCGUCGAUAUCUCCGGCGAAAUCGCUUCAACUUCUGGUAACGGAACAUUGACUCCGGUUUCGAUUUCUAGAUCUCCGACUAUGAAACGGACUUCUUCGAAUCGGCUCCGUCAAUUUUCACAGGAGCUUAAAGCGGAAGCAGUCGCGAAAGCGAAACAGUUAUCUCAGGAGCUUAAACGAUUCUCAUGGUCUAGAUCUUUCUCCGGUACUUUAUCAUCGACGGCGAAUCAAAACGGCGGUGGUGGUGGUGGUUUAGUGAACUCGGCUUUAGAGGCUCGAGCGUUACGGAAACAACGAGCUCAGUUAGAUCGGACUCGGUCUAGUGCUCAAAGAGCUCUUCGUGGAUUGAGAUUCAUUAGCAAUAAGAACAAAAACGUUGAUGGUUGGAACGAUGUUCAAAGCAAUUUCGAGAAACUUGAGAAAAACGGUUACAUCUAUCGAUCCGAUUUCGCUCAAUGCAUAGGAAUGAAAGAUUCGAAGGAGUUUGCACUCGAACUGUUCGACGCAUUGAGUAGGAGAAGAAGAUCGAAAGUUGAGAAAAUCAGUCACGAUGAGCUUUACGAGUAUUGGUCAGAAAUCAACGACGAAAGCUUCGAUUCUCGUCUCCAGAUCUUCUUCGACAUAUUAAAGGAACAAGCAGAGGAAUAUGCAGCUUUGAUUAUGGAAGAAUUAGAUCCUGAAAGACUUGGCUACAUAGAGCUAUGGCAACUAGAGACACUGCUUCUACAAAAAGACACAUACCUAAAUUACAGUCAAGCAUUGAGUUAUACAAGCCAAGCAUUGAGCCAAAACCUUCAAGGUUUAAGAAAAAAGAGUCGAAUACAUCGAAUGAGCUCGGAUUGCGUCUACUUCAUGCAAGAGAAUUGGAAAAGGAUAUGGGUUUUGUCUUUAUGGAUCAUGAUCAUGAUCGGGUUAUUCUUGUGGAAAUUCUUCCAAUACAAGCAAAAAGAUGCGUUUCAUGUGAUGGGUUAUUGCUUACUCACAGCAAAAGGAGCAGCUGAAACACUUAAAUUCAACAUGGCUCUUAUACUUUUCCCAGUUUGCAGAAACACAAUCACUUGGCUCAGAUCCACAAGACUCUCUUACUUCGUUCCUUUUGAUGAUAACAUCAACUUUCACAAGACAAUUGCAGGAGCCAUUGUAAUAGCCAUGAUCCUUCAUGUUGGAGACCAUAUUGCUUGUGAUUUCCCAAGAAUUGUUAGAGCCACCGAAUACGAUUACAAUCGCUAUCUGUUUCAUUACUUUCAACAGAAACAACCAACGUAUUUCGACCUUGUUAAGGGGCCUGAAGGAAUCACAGGGAUUUUAAUGGUCAUUCUAAUGAUAAUUUCAUUCACAUUAGCAACAAGAUGGUUUCGGCGUAACCUCGUCAAGCUUCCUAAGCCAUUUGAUCGUCUUACUGGCUUUAACGCCUUUUGGUAUUCGCAUCAUUUGUUCAUCAUUGUCUAUAUCUUGCUUAUCCUUCAUGGUAUCUUCCUCUAUUUCGCCAAGCCUUGGUACGUUCGCACGACAUGGAUGUAUCUUUCAGUGCCGAUUUUACUCUAUGGUGGAGAAAGAACACUUAGGUAUUUCCGUUCUGGAUCUUACUCGGUUCGACUUCUAAAGGUUGCUAUAUAUCCGGGUAAUGUUCUAACGCUGCAAAUGUCGAAACCAUCUCAAUUCCGAUACAAAAGCGGACAAUACAUGUUUGUUCAAUGUCCUGCAGUUUCGCCAUUCGAAUGGCAUCCAUUCUCAAUUACUUCAGCACCUGAAGAUGAUUAUAUCAGCAUUCACAUUAGACAACUCGGAGAUUGGACUCAAGAACUCAAAAGAGUAUUCUCUGAAGUCUGUGAACCACCUGUUGCCGGUAAAAGCGGACUUCUCAGAGCCGACGAAACAACAAAGAAAAGUUUGCCAAAGCUAUUGAUAGAUGGACCGUACGGUGCACCAGCACAAGACUAUAGAAAAUAUGAUGUUCUCUUAUUAGUUGGUCUUGGCAUUGGUGCUACUCCAUUUAUCAGCAUCUUGAAAGAUUUACUCAACAACAUUGUUAAAAUGGAAGAGCAAGCGGAUUCGAUCUUGGAUUUCAGUAGAUCAUCAGAGCACAGCACAGGAAGCAACAGUGAUAACACCAACAACAACAAUACGCCGAGACGAAAGAGAAUACUCAAAACCACAAAUGCUUACUUCUAUUGGGUUACAAGAGAACAAGGCUCUUUUGAUUGGUUUAAAGGCGUCAUGAACGAAGUCGCAGAGCUCGACCAACGGGGUGUGAUAGAGAUGCAUAACUAUUUGACGAGUGUGUAUGAAGAAGGUGAUGCUCGUUCUGCUCUCAUUACAAUGGUUCAAGCUCUUAAUCAUGCCAAAAAUGGAGUCGACAUUGUCUCUGGCACUAGGGUGAGAACACACUUUGCAAGACCUAAUUGGAAGAAGGUUCUCUCUAAACUAAGUUCCAAACAUUGCAAUGCAAGAAUAGGAGUGUUUUAUUGUGGAGUACCGGUACUAGGCAAAGAGCUUAGUAAACUUUGCAACACAUUCAAUCAAAAAGGUUCAACGAAGUUCGAGUUUCACAAGGAGCAUUUCUAA
Arabis nemorensis is the source of this 2763-nucleotide messenger RNA. NCBI's taxonomy places the organism in Eukaryota, Viridiplantae, Streptophyta, Magnoliopsida, Brassicales, Brassicaceae. The record is from the annotation of a GenBank genome assembly.